Molecule: messenger RNA, 3095 nt
Organism: Elgaria multicarinata webbii
Lineage: Eukaryota; Metazoa; Chordata; Lepidosauria; Squamata; Anguidae
Gene: PPM1D
Product: protein phosphatase, Mg2+/Mn2+ dependent 1D
Exons: 6
Coding region: 348-2081 (577 amino acids)
Biological process (GO): peptidyl-threonine dephosphorylation; negative regulation of gene expression, epigenetic
Molecular function (GO): cation binding; protein serine/threonine phosphatase activity; mitogen-activated protein kinase binding
Source: RefSeq, a predicted model, not a curated record
CUUGGAACGUUGAGCUCCCGAGCGUUCCAUCGGCGAUUGUUUCUCCCCCUUUCCGCCCGCGUUCCGAGCUCCGCGCGCGCGGAGGAGGGAGGAGGAGUCGAAGCCCCCCCGAAAAGGAGAGAGGGCAUGUCCGAACCGCGCCGCCGCCGCCGCCGCUUCCCCCGACGGACAUAAACAAUAAAAGUCGCCGGCGGCGAAGGAAAGCAGGACUCGCUCCGGGGAGGAGGAGGAGGAGGGGGGGCGCAGCGCCCUUCUUUUUUUCUCUCCCCCCCCCCGCUUUCCCGGAGAGGAAAGGGCGCGGGAGGCAUCGGCGGAGAGGCAGAGAAAGGGAGGCUCCCGUUUCCCGCAUGGAGGGUCUGUGCUCGCUGGGGGUGAGCCUCUUCUCGGACCAAGGGGGCAGGAAAUACAUGGAGGACGUGACCCAGAUCCUGGUGGAGCCCGAGCCCGAGGAGAGCGGCCGAGGAGGCGCCGGGGCGGCCGGGCCGGCGUCGGCGUCGGCAUCGGAGGAGCGGCCGCCCCCCGGUCUCCCCUCGCCCGCGCCGGGCUGCGGCCGCUCGGUGGCCUUCUUCGCCGUGUGCGACGGCCACGGCGGGCGGGAGGCGGCCCACUUCGCCCGCGAGCACCUCUGGGCGUUCAUCAAGAAGCAGAAGGGCUUCCGCUCGCCCGAGCCGGCCGCCGUGUGCGCGGCGCUGCGCAAGGGCUUCCUCGCCUGCCACCGCGCCAUGUGGAAGAAGCUGCCCGAGUGGCCAAAGACUAUGACCGGCCUCCCGAGCACGUCGGGGACGACCGCCAGCGUGGUCAUAAUCCGGGGCUCCAAGAUGUACGUGGCUCACGUGGGCGACUCGGGUGUGGUGCUUGGAGUCCAAGAUGACCCCAAAGACGACUUUGUCCGGGCCGUGGAGGUGACGCAGGACCACAAACCCGAACUCCCGAAGGAGAGGCAACGCAUUGAAGGCCUUGGGGGCAGUGUGAUCAAUAAGUCUGGCGUGAACCGAGUUGUGUGGAAACGGCCUCGCCUGACCCAUAACGGCCCCGUGCGGCGAAGCACCGUUAUUGAUCAGAUCCCGUUCUUAGCAGUGGCUCGUGCCCUCGGUGACCUGUGGAGCUACGACUUCUACAGCGGCGAGUUCGUCGUGUCUCCCGAGCCGGACACAAGCGUACACACGCUAGAUCCUCAGAAGCACAAAUAUAUAAUCCUGGGCAGCGAUGGUCUCUGGAACAUGAUCCCACCCCAAGAAGCCAUUUCCAUGUGCCAGGACCAUGAAGAUAAAAAGUAUUUUAUGGGAGAGCACCAACAGUCUUUGGCCAAAAUGCUGGUGAACAGAGCUCUGGGCCGGUGGAGGCAGCGCAUGCUUCGGGCUGAUAAUACCAGCGCCAUCGUCAUCAGCAUCUCUUCGGGACGGAGCAGCCGGAGUAGCCUGGACAGCGAGGAGGAGCUGUGCUUCAACCUGGCGGAGGGCCCGGCUUACAGCAGCCCCGAAAUGUGGACGAUGACGCCUUCGCGCUGCUCCACUCCGCCGGUCAAGGUUUUCGAAGAGGACUUGUGGCCACGACUGAGCUCCCCCGAGACCGUCCCUUUACUCACGCGUAGCCACGCCGCGUUGUGCAAAAUGUCCGAGCAGCUCGGCGGCGAGUUCUCCAAGGGCAGCACCCCGGUGGCGUCCCCCAGGGGCGCCGCCCCGCCGGAGGAGAAGUGCAGCAGAGCAUUAGGGCUGAGGGCCCGCGAUUCGUGCAACCGGAGCCCGCCGGGCGCCCUCUUGCCUUCCAACUCUGGGAACACGGGCGGGGACCCCAAGGCCUCGAAGACGUCUCCGAGCGACCCGUCGAAAGCGCAGGAGCCGGACAGGACUCCUGCAACGGCGAGCUGCAAAAGGACAUUGGAAGAGUCCAAUUCUGGGCCAGUCGUUAAGAAGCCCCGUCGGGGGCCGACGCGGAACGUCGGAGCCCAGCCCGAAAGCCUGCCUUCCACACCCCAGCACAAAAACUCCAGUAAGCUGGCUAUGCGCCGUAGCCUACGUGGACAGAAGCAACUGGGGAACCCAUUAUUCCACCAGCCCAGGAAAGCCCUGUGUGUUUGCUGAACUGAAAAGUAGCUGGAACAACACCGUUGAUUCCCAUCCAGUUCAAAGUUAUAAAGUCUCGUUGCAGAUUAUUUGAACCUGCGUUCCCCCCACCCACCCCCAACUCUACCCCCUGUUCACGGUUUUAUUUUAUUUUUUAAUUUUUAAAACCAAUGUAGAAAACUUUUUUUCUAAAUGGUAUUUGAACAGCUUUAUCUCAACCUUGUUACUCGCUUGUAAUAUAACUGUGAAUUUUGUAGACGUUCUUAGGAUGACAAAGAGUUUUCUGUAAAGAAUGUGUGUAAAUUUAUAUCCCUUCAUACAAAUGUAGUCUCUGCACCUAACUUUUCUCUGGCAUAAUUGUUACGACAGGGCUAAAAACACACAACUCCCCUUUUGGUUUUUAGAUUGGGGGGGGCAUGGUAGGGGGAGGUAAUUGAUUUAGUACAAAGUGAUGAAUUUGUAUAAACCUCCCGUGAUGACCUCGCAACUUUUUAAUGAAAGUAAAUUAUUAAACAGAAUGGAAGAUAUGUAUUUUCGUAGUACUUAAUGCGUUCUGCCUGGAGUGUGCCCUAUUAGAAAAUAUAAUACUAGAUCUAUUUUCUUUCUUAAGUUUUAGAUUUCUCUAUUCAGAAAUGAAAUGUACACAGAAGAGAUGUUGAGUCCUCACAUCGCUCAAUGCUAGUUUCUGUGUUUUAUUAAAAAUACUAUGCAGUACUUAUCUUGGCUGUAUUUUUUUUUUGGUAAGAUGAAGGGCCAAUAUUUUAGCUCAGAAAAAAACAAAAAGAGAUUUCUUCUACCAGUUCUUGGGAGCUGGUUUUUUUUUUUUUUUAGGUUUUCUUUUAGUGACAUAUUUGGAAAUAGUACACAUUCCUUUAUACAAGCAUGAGAUAUUUUACUAUUCCAACAAUGAAUGGUGCUCUUGAUGGUGAGCUUUCCACCACAGGAUCUUAAGUUAUUGGGAUGGUUUUCUAGUUUUCUUUGCAUAUGUGGACCAUGUAUACUUAUAAUGAAAUAAAACUAGCAAAAAACCUG